AUGCCUAAAAUCGACGAAUCUACUGAAUCCCGUCUCUCUAAGGCAUGCGAAGCUGCUAAACGCGAAAAGAAACCAAAUAUCUCGAAGAUUGCGCGCGAAUAUGGUGUCAAACGAAUCACCCUCUAUGACCGCGUUAAAAAGGGGGCGACUGCGAAAUCUCAACAAAAGCCAGUUAACAAGGCUUUGAAUGAUAUCCAGGAGGAAGCUUUAGUACGCUGGAUCAUUCAGUUGAAUAAUUGGAGUAUGCCGCCAACACCGAAGCUAAUUGAGGCAUGGGCAAAUCGCUUGCUUGGAGAUUCUAGUCCUGUUGGUCCGAAUUGGGUAUAUCCCUUUAUUAAGCGUCUUCCUGGAGAGCUAAAACUAGCUCCUAAGAAGAGAAAUACUAAGGAAUUGAAGCGAAUUCAGGCUGAAGAUCCAGCCAAGCUAGGUCAUUGGUAUGAUCUACUUGAAUGCGUCCUUCGUGGUGUGCCUUCGCGGUUGAUCUAUAACUUUGAUGAGUGUGGUUUCCGACCCGAUGAAGAUAAAAAUCAGAAGGCGGUUAGUAGAGUAAAUGUUCCUGAUCUUGCUGAGACUGAAAGAGGUGAAAAUAUCACUGUCGUUGAGUGUAUUGCUGCUGAUGGCUGGGUAAUGGAUCCGCUUUUCAUCUUGAAAGACAAUGUUUUUAUGGAGUCUUGGUUCGAUGAAGAUCUACCACCGAAUAUGGUGGUAGGAACGUCCCCGAAUGGCUGGAUAUCUGGUGAAAUGGCUUUACAAUGGCUAGAUUCUUUUAUUAAGGCUACGAAUACACCUGAUCGUCUGAAGAAAGGAGAGAAGCGUGUCCUUAUCUUUGAUAGCCAUGGCUCGCAUCUUACUCUUGAAUUCCUGCAAAAAUGUGAAGAUCAUAAGAUUAUACCUUUUGGUUUCUUGCCAUAUUCAACGCAUCUUUGCCAGCCACUUGAUGGGAAGCCGUUUUUAGCCUACAAACAGUGUUUUCGAAGGCAUAAUAAUGAUAUCUCUUAUUGGGCUGGCGCGCCUAUGAUGAAGACUGAGUUUCUACGGGUAAUUCAACCUGUACGACAGAAGGCCUUCAAUCCACGAAUCAUUCGAGACUCUUUCAAAGAGCGUGGUAUCUAUCCUGUGGAUAGUAAUAAGGUAUUAAGUGGCCUUACUAAACGCCCUGAAGACCCAACACCUUCUCCGCCACCAUCGUCGUCCAGUAUUGAACAUACUCCGAAAACCAUAGCAAAGCUUCAGAAGAACUAG
Penicillium taxi is the source of this 1242-nucleotide messenger RNA. RefSeq names its product transposase. The transcript has 3 exons. Gene Ontology annotation, cellular component: nucleus. Lineage: Eukaryota; Fungi; Ascomycota; Eurotiomycetes; Eurotiales; Aspergillaceae. The record is from RefSeq and is a predicted model, not a curated record. The coding region runs from base 1 to 1242 and encodes 413 amino acids. Gene Ontology annotation, molecular function: DNA binding.